AGAUCGCUUCCCCUUCUUGGCUUCCCAUUGCUCGUUGGUGAUUGGUGAUUGAUGGUUCGCUCAAGCUAUAAAAUGCGAUGUCAUUUCGGAGCAAGCUCAUUCUUUGGUCGUUGGAAGUGAAGCAGCAGCAGCAGCAGCCAGCAGCAGGAGCAGAAGAGUAAAAAUUCUCUUUCCCGACCACCAGUAACGUCGGCGGUGUAGCAGCAGCGGCGGAGCCACGAGCGGAUUGCGUGAAGCGUUGUAGCAGUGUUGUGAAACAAUCUCUGUUCGACCGUCGGCAACGGCAGCAGAGCCUCGUGUGUUGGUAGUGUAGCAUCGACGGAAGAGCCACGAGCGGUUGGCGUGAAACGAGGUGAAGUAAACUCGAUCGGUGGAGCAAGCAGUGCAGCGCUUCGAAGAAGUAAGCAUUCAACCAGAAAUCAAUAGCCCUUUUUAGGGCUGCGAAGUUAUCAGAAAUAAUUUGACGUACAGUUAUUAGACAUAAUUUUCCACAACGGUCCUUUAUCAGGGCCAAGAUUUAUCAAAUUAAUUUCUCCGUCGUUUUACCAGCGGUGAUACCGGUUCUCGAGGAACCAUGUCCGGUUACGACAAUGGCGCAGCGGGUAGCGAAGCCGAAUCGGAGGCUCAAUCGGAGGCGAAUGUGUUGAGGAUUAAGAGACGGAAGAUUACGAGAAAAGUGUUGGCCGACGAAUUAUCCAAAGUGAAGGCCGAAUUGGAGAGAACACGUUUGGAGAAUGAAGAGUUGAGUCGGAUGUUAGUGGCCAAAGAACAGGACGAAGAGGAAUUCUGUGAAGCAAGGUCAAGUACAAUGCGCGAAUGUCCAGCCGCGGCAAACGAGACGCUGCUCACCACGAUGAAUGCUAUGUCGCUGAGUACGCUCAAUAUUCCUGAGUGUGCACCAACAGCGGGCGAAUCAGAACUAACCAAGCGCGACUACAAUCACUGGAAGAACGUCUUGACCGCAUCCAUGCAUCUCAUCCAAGCUGUCGAUGAAUCCACGAAAAUCUAUCUGUAA
This is a messenger RNA of Aedes albopictus (Asian tiger mosquito), 1015 nucleotides long. RefSeq lists its product as uncharacterized. Bases 575 to 1015 code for a protein of 146 amino acids. The transcript has 2 exons. The record is from RefSeq and is a predicted model, not a curated record. NCBI's taxonomy places the organism in Eukaryota, Metazoa, Arthropoda, Insecta, Diptera, Culicidae.